Fomitopsis serialis is the source of this 1383-nucleotide messenger RNA. RefSeq lists its product as uncharacterized. The record is from RefSeq and is a predicted model, not a curated record. The coding region runs from base 1 to 1383 and encodes 460 amino acids. NCBI's taxonomy places the organism in Eukaryota, Fungi, Basidiomycota, Agaricomycetes, Polyporales, Fomitopsidaceae. Gene Ontology annotation, biological process: actin cortical patch localization; endocytosis; actin filament organization. The transcript is spliced from 11 exons. Gene Ontology annotation, molecular function: phosphatidylinositol binding; ubiquitin binding. Gene Ontology annotation, cellular component: actin cortical patch.
AUGUCCGCCAUUGCGCUUGCCAAGCAGGCAUAUACCGCUCUCAACAGAGAGAAGCCGCACUCGUCUAUCACGAAUUGGGUAGAGAUCCUCACAUCCACCAACUACGAUGACGAAGCCUUCGAUGGCAUACCUGAACUUGUCGAUUCAAUCAACAUCCAGGCUACCGGACCGGCCGAAGCGUCCAGAGCAAUACGGAAGAAACUGAAGCACGGAAACGCACAUCAACAAUAUCGCGCUCUAGUCAUCUUGAAGGCACUGGUAGAGAAUGGCGGGGACAAGUUACAAGUGCGUGUAUCAGUUCUCCAUCGCGUUGACGUCGUAAAGCGAACCAUUGCGCUAGCAUCGUUCGCCGACUCGCAUCUCGUGGACGCGCUUAGGAUGCUCACCACUGAGCCCACAACGGAUGCCAAAGUCAAGAAGAAACUAUCUACUGUUCUGCUAUCAUGGCACGCCCAGUUCAAGGACGACCCGUCCAUGCAAUACGUCGCGAACCUCUACAAGACCUGUGGUGUCAAUCUGCCCGGGCAGCGAGCUCAGAAGCAGCGCCAGCGGAGAUUGGACAGAGAGCGAAGGGAGCAGGAGAUGGAAGAGAGGGCCCGCGAGAAAGAACGCGAGAAGGAGAAGGAAAGGGAGGAGAAGCGCAAGAGGGAAGAGGAGAAGCUGAAGGCAAAGCAGGAGAAGGCACAGGGGAAGGCGAAGCGAAAGCAGGAGGAAGAGGCGAGGCGGCAUGGCGUGAAAAGAAAGCCAUUCAACUUCGAAGAGGUGCGCCCAGUCGGCAGAGAAGCCCCAGGUCUGACUGCUAUUGCCGGAGCGUCCCAAGCAUCGAUCAAUUUGGUCAAUGCCAUUACACUCGUCAAUACGGAGACCGACAGCGUUCAGAGCAACGAGCGGGUGCAGGAGUGCCUUGGCAAGGCAAAGCUUGCUAGGAAGCAGAUUGUUCGGUACGUUCAGCUCGUAGAGAACGAGGACAUGAUCGGUACGCUCAUCGAAGCGAACGAUCGGAUCAUCGCCGCAAUUGAGAUGUACGAUACUCUCUCCAAACCUGUCGUGACGGAACAGGACGUCCAGAACGUGCAGGAAGGCCUCGCCGCAGUCAAGAUCAAGGACUCCGAGCUCGGCCGACUGCAAGAGAAGCAGCGGGCUGCCGUACAGCGUUCCCUCGGGCGGUCCGGUUCGAACAUCGCUAUCAGGGGCGCGAACGGCGAGACGGGUCAGUCCUACAUACGCGAUCUGCAGGAUCUGAGCUUCGGCCCCUGGGCGCCGAGCAGAGCAACCUCCCCCCCCGAUCCGCCCGUCAGCGGCGCAGCGCACCUCUUCGGACGAGGACGAAGGCUUUGGCCGCCGUGGAUCGCUUUCGGACUACAGCGACUAUGUGUCCUCUGA